UAGUAGUUAGCUAACGGUACAGUCACAACAAAGGCUUGUAACGCACUUCUCUCUCUCACCAAAUGAUGACACAUUUCCAAACGUCUACGUAAUCCAGGUCGUGUGACGGCUUACUUUAAACGUGCAGACAGUCCGCGACCCGGGGACACUUUGUUCCUUCAUUUCAACCACUUUGCUAACGUUAUUGCAGGCUACCGACUUAGCCAAAAACAGCUAAUGUUACACUAAGUUGAGCUGGAUAGAAUCACAGCAGGACUGAGCCAAAGGCGGCUUUAAUGUGCUUUCAGACCGCUGGCAAAGUGGAAUAGUGUCUGUACACAAAGGACAAUGCCACGCUUGCAGUCCGGUGUUUGGAAGCAUUUCACCCCGGCUAUUAAAGAUGGAAGGGAGACCUUCAUGUGCAACUACUGCUCAAAGACAUACACGAAGAACGCUACCAAGAUGCAGAUACAUUUAGACAAAUGCAAGGAGUACUCGGUGGUUUCGCAGCAGUCACCGGGCCCAGAUGGAAGCUCUUCUGCCUCCAUUCCUGUUCCUUCCUUCUCGUUCUUACCAUCUGCCACUCCUGGGGGACAGUUCCUCAUUGAUUCAGUGGAUCAGCGCAGCCAGGCGUUUGCUGAUGAGUGCCUUGCAAGAGCUUUGUAUGCCACGUCUUCACCCCUCACUCUCGCAGACAAUAUUUACUGGAAGCGAUUUUUCAGCGUGCUCCGGCCUGCUUACUGUCCACCCACGAGAGAGGCUUUGUCCUCUCAUCUGUUGGACUGUGAGUAUGACAGGGUACAAAGCCAGGUUCAUGAGGCCAUAGGGAAAGCAGACUGUGUCACCAUCGUGUGCAGAGGCUGGUCAAACAUAAAAGACACCGGAACUAUCAUUUAUGUUGUUGCAACUCCUGUGCCAAUGUUCUACAAAUGCACAAAGACAAAGGAGAGGACGCACACAAGCACGUUUAUUGCCGAGGAGCUGAAAGAAGUUAUAAAUGAAGUGGGGCCACAAAAGGUCUUCAGUGUCGUCACCGAUGACGCCCCGGAAAUGAUGGCAGCUUGGGCUCAAGUAGAGGAAGCCUUCCCGCACAUAUCAGCUAUCGGCUGCACGGCGCGCGGCGUCCGGCAGCUCUUCGACGACGUCGUCGCGCAGCCAUCUAUGAAGGCUCUGUGCAGGAGAGCUGAGCAGGUGGCGAGGUGUGUUAGAGAGCAGAAAAUACUAGCGGAGACCUUUGGAUGCUGGCAGACUACAAAGACAAGAAACCACACUGCUAACGGGACAACACUGGCGCUGCCUAUUAGCUCUGACUGGACUGGUGUGGUUAACAUGAUCAGCAGCCUCCUGGAGGGCCGGAACUCUCUACAAGACAUGGCCGUCUCACCCACACUGGAUAUCGAGGCAUCCGUCAGGGCCACGGUACAGGAUGCAGCGUUUUGGAAGGAGUUAAGCAGCAGUCAAAACCUGCUCUGCUUGAUUGGGAAUUACAUUGAUUACAUGAAAAGAGACGACACUGCGCUCUCUGGUGUCGUCGACAUGUUCAGUCAGUUAAGAUACCACAUCGGAGCUACGCUGUCCGGGUCUGUGCUGCACUGCGCCGAACAGAAAGCUGUCAUGGCGUCAUUAGACAGGUGUCAGGAGUUUUGCGUGAAGCCCAUCCACGCAGCUGCGUACAUGCUGGACCCGAAGCACGUCGGACAGCAAACGCUGUCCGGGGAGCAGAUAAACAGUGCGUACUACGUGAUAUCCAACCUGUCACAUCACCUCCAUCUCGAUGAGGGUAAAGUGCUCGGCAGCUUUGCCAGAUUCUCGGCCAAGCAGGGUCUGUGGAAGGGGGCCGGGAUAUGGAGCUCGUGCCAGCACGUGUCCGCGUCCACCUGGUGGAAAGGGCUGUGUUCCUCUGAGCCGCUGUCCGCUGUAGCUUCUGCUAUACUCCAGAUCCCACCAACAACAUGUGCUUGCGAGCGCAUCCAGUCGCGCUUUGGCAAUACAAAGGUGCAAGGCUCUCUCUCGGCUGACAGGGUGGAAAAGCUGGUAGCUGUACAGAUGAAUCUGAACCUUUUAGAACCAAGUGACUGUGAGUAUGCUCCACUGGAGAGCGAGGAAGAGAGGAAAGUAUCAUUUCAGUCCGAGACUCAGUAGGAAGAUGAAGUAAAAUGAGAUAUCUGAAGCUAUGUUGAGUAGACCACAAGGAUUGUGCAGGAAAUUGAAAGAAAUACAAAAUACAGACAGCUUAUUAGAUUAAAUGUAAAUUCCCCUGAAAUGUAUGAGUGAGUCUGAGUCUCAGCUAUGAUUGCACUGCGCUCACAUUCCUCUCUUCACUUCAAGGCCUGUGGAAAACGCACAAGGAGCGACUGAAUCUGAAUCAAAUUCACAUGUUUUACUCAUAUACGACGCAUACUCAUUUUGUAGGUUUUUUUAUUACAGUUUCCAAUAGUACCGUAUGUAUCAACUUUAUAAUCGCCAUAUGAAAUAUUAACAGAUUAACAAGAGGUCUAAUCUUCUCUGUUUAAAGUGUUUACAUGGUGUAAAUAAAUCCACUGUAUUUAUUGAAGAUAAA
Molecule: messenger RNA, 2539 nt
Organism: Morone saxatilis (striped sea-bass)
Lineage: Eukaryota; Metazoa; Chordata; Actinopteri; Moronidae
Exons: 2
Coding region: 328-2121 (597 amino acids)
Molecular function (GO): DNA binding
Source: RefSeq, a predicted model, not a curated record